This is a messenger RNA of Pipistrellus kuhlii (Kuhl's pipistrelle), 723 nucleotides long. Its product is annotated as keratin-associated protein 10-3-like. The record is from RefSeq and is a predicted model, not a curated record. Lineage: Eukaryota; Metazoa; Chordata; Mammalia; Chiroptera; Vespertilionidae. The transcript has a single exon. Gene Ontology annotation, cellular component: keratin filament. Bases 22 to 723 code for a protein of 233 amino acids.
UCCUCCAGCCUCUAUCCCACCAUGGCCUCCUCCGCCCUGUCCAUCUGCUCCAGCAACCUGAGCUAUGGCAACCGCGCCUGCCUGCCCGGUUCCAGUGACUCUUGCACCGACUCCUCCUGGCAGGUGGAUGACUGUCCAGAGAGCUGCUGUGAGCCCUCCUGCUGCGCCCCCACCUGCUGUGUCCCCAGCUGCUGCCAGCCCUCCUGCUGCACCCCCAGCUGCUGUGCCCUGGUCCCCACCCAGACCCUCAUCUGCACCCCAGUGAGCUGCAUGUCCAGCCCCUGCUGCCAGGUGACCUGUGGGCCCAGCCCCUGCCAGUCAGCCUGCACCAGCUCCUGCACCAGCUCCUGCAUGCCCUCAUGCUGCCAGCCCUCCUGCUGCACCUCCUCCCCCUGCCAGCCCUCUUGCUGUGUGCCCGUCUGCGGCACACCUGUCUGCUGCAAGCCCCUGUGCUGUGUGCCCGUCUGCUCUGGGGCCUCCUCGUGCUGCCAGCCCACCUCCUGCACCUCAUCCUGCUGCAGACCCUCCUCCUGCGUGUCCGUCAUCUGCCGCCCCGUGUGCAGACCUGCCUGCUGUGUGUCCACCUCCUCCUGCUGUGGCCCUGCCUCCUCCUGCCAGCCCAGCUGCUGCCGCCCGUCCUCCUGCAUGUCCCUGAUCUGCCGCCCCGUGUGCUCCCGCCCGGCCUGUUGCGUCCCCACCUCGGCCCAGGGGUCCUGCUGCUGA